AUGCGUGUUCUCUCAGCUAAUCUAGGUUUCCCGCGUAUGGGUGCGAAUCGAGAGCUAAAACGCCAGGUCGAAGCAUUUUGGUCAGGCAAAGUUACUGAUUCUGCUCUUUUAAAAGUUGUUAAUGAAUUACGUAAAGAUCAUUGGGUACUUCAAAAGAAUCAGCUUGGAUUAGAUAUCGUUCCUAGUAACGAUUUCUCUUUGUAUGAUCAAGUCUUGGACCAGGCAUUUACAGUUGGUGCAAUCCCGAAGCGCUAUCGGGAUGUUUUCAUUAAAAAUGAUGAUCUGUUACCCUCCGCAUUAGAAGGCAAUAUGUUGUCAACAUACUUUGCAAUGGCAAGAGGAUAUCAACAAUUUCCAACUGAAGGCUCAAAUUUACCUGUCAUAGACUUGGAAGCAAUGGAAAUGAAAAAGUGGUUCGAUACAAAUUAUCAUUACAUUGUUCCUGAAUUCGAUCCAACUCAGCAGUUCAAGUUGACCUGUAAUAAAUUUCUUGAAGAAUAUAAACAAGCAAAAUCAUUCGGCAUUGAAACUCGUCCAGUUUUGAUAGGUCCAGUGUCCUUACUUCUUCUUGGUAAAGCAUCUCCAAACUCUCCAGCGGAUUUCGCACCGAUUCAACUUUUAGAAAGGCUUUUACCUGUUUAUGAAGAAAUCGUUAAACAUCUGGCUGAGGCCGGUGCGCGUUCCGUUCAAUUUGACGAACCAUGUCUGGUUCAAGACCUUGAUUCCAAGAUAUCACAAAGCUACCACGAAGCAUACUCUUGCCUUUCUAUGGCAGCAAAAAAAUCAAGUGCGGAACCAAUAAAGAUACAACUUACUACAUAUUUUGGGAAUAUUGUACCCAACCUAGCCUUCAUAUUUCCUAAUCUUCCUAUUGAUGGCCUUCACAUCGAUCUCGUCAGGGCACCUCAACAAUUUGAAACAGUUCUUAGUGCUGCUGAAAAACAUCCAACACUUCAAUUAUCAAUUGGAAUUAUCAACGGGCGUAACAUUUGGAAAACUGAUCUAAGUGCUGCUUUUGACAUGGUUAAAAAGGCUGUGGCAGUUUUAGGGACAGAUCGAGUUAUAGUCACACCUUCAUGUUCAUUGCUUCACACACCGCACUCUUUGGAUGCGGAGACUGAAUUAAACCCUGACGUCAAAGAUUGGCUUGCUUUUUCUGUUGAAAAAAUUAAAGAAAUUGUUCUUCUCACCAAGGCUGCAAAUAAUGGUAUUGAUAGUAUCAAAGAUGAAUUAGAGGCUAACCAACGUUCUAUUCAAACUCGUCGCACUUCACCAAAAAUUCAUAAUCCUGCUGUUCAAGAAAGAUUAAAAAGUAUAGAUCAUGAUAUGAUACGCCGCAGAUCAACUUUCGAUAAACGUUGGGAGAAGCAACAAGAGAUCUUCAAAUUACCCGAUUUUCCCACUACCACAAUUGGCAGUUUUCCUCAGACUGGGGAAGUUCGUAAAGCGCGUGCGGCAUUUAAACGUGGUGAUAUUUCACAAGAGGAAUAUAACAAAUUUAUUAAUGAAGAAAUAAAAAAAUGUAUUCAGCUUCAAGAGAAAAACGAUAUUGAUGUCAUAGUCCAUGGAGAAUUUGAACGUACGGACAUGGUAGAAUUUUUCGGAGAACAUUUGGAGGGAUAUGCUUUUACAAAGAAUGGUUGGGUCCAAAGUUAUGGUUCUCGCUGUGUUAAACCACCAAUUAUUUACGGUGAUGUUUAUCGACCGAAACCUAUUACCGUUGAAGUCGCUAAGUAUGCACAAUCUUUGACCAAGAAACCAUUGAAGGGAAUGUUAACUGGUCCCGUUACCAUGUUACAAUGGUCAUUCGUACGUGAUGAUCAACAUCACAAACCGACUACGCAGCAACUUGCCUUGGCGAUCCGAGAUGAAGUCACUGAUUUGGAAGCAGCAGGAAUCAAUAUAAUUCAAAUUGACGAACCUGCUUUACGUGAAGGUUUACCUUUACGUCAUAGUGAAUGGAAAGAAUACUUGGAUUGGUCUGUUGAUUGCUUUCUUCUUGCCAGCUGUUCGGUAGCUGAUACCACGCAAAUUCAUACUCAUAUGUGUUAUUCAGACUUUUAUGAUAUAAUCGAUGCAAUUUCUUGUAUGGAUGCUGAUGUGAUCACAAUUGAGAACUCUCGUUCCGAUCUAAAGUUUCUCGGAGCUGAAUCAUUCACUUACCCGAACGAAAUCGGACCAGGAAUUUAUGAUAUACACUCACCACGUAUUCCAAGUAAAGAAGAAAUGGAACAUCGUUUGAAAGAGAUGUUAAAGCGAUUGAAACGUAAUAGCAUUUGGGUUAAUCCAGAUUGUGGGUUAAAAACCAGGAAAUGGAAUGAGGUUGAUUUAGCUUUGAAAAAUAUGACAGAGGUUGCGAAAAAGUUUAGGACUAUGGGCUAUCAAGUUUAA
This is a messenger RNA of Cetraspora pellucida, 2391 nucleotides long. Lineage: Eukaryota; Fungi; Glomeromycota; Glomeromycetes; Diversisporales; Gigasporaceae. The record is from the annotation of a GenBank genome assembly.